Molecule: messenger RNA, 1132 nt
Organism: Canis lupus familiaris (dog)
Lineage: Eukaryota; Metazoa; Chordata; Mammalia; Carnivora; Canidae
Product: 40S ribosomal protein S6-like
Exons: 1
Coding region: 345-599 (84 amino acids)
Biological process (GO): translation
Cellular component (GO): ribosome
Molecular function (GO): structural constituent of ribosome
Source: RefSeq, a predicted model, not a curated record
CUAGCUUGUGCUGGAGGUAGGGGAACAGCAGGUGAUGAGGCCUGACAGAUUGAAACCACAAUACUGUGGGCCUCCAAGGUCACGCCUAGGAGGCUGGGCUUAGAAGGGCCAGCAUUUCUGCUGUCAUUCCUCCCCCCCACCCCUGCCUGCCUCAGGUCUCGGGGUCAACUUGGAGUGCCCAGUCCUGAUAUACCUGCCAGUUCUGCCCUCUGGUGGCCGUGUGGCUGCAAGCAUUUCCAUUAAACAUUUCUGAACCCCAAUUUCCUCAUCUGUAAAACAGCUGGUUGAUGGUGAUAUUUAUAGUACUGUUGUGAUUAGAAAUAAUAAAGACAGGCCGCUUCAGGAUGAAGCCGAACAUCUCUUUCCCAGCUGUUGGCUGCCAGAAACUCAUUGAAGUGGAUGAUGAGCGCAAACUGCGUACCUUUUAUGAGAAGCGUAUGGCCACAGAAGUUGCUGCCGAUGCUCUGGGCAAGGAAUGGAAGGGUUACGUGGUGCGAAUCAGUGGUGGCAAUGACAAACAAGGCUUCCCCAUGAAGCAGGGUGUCUUGACCCAUGGCCGUGUCCGCCUGCUGCUGAGUAAGGGGCAUUCCUGCUACUGACCCAGGAGGACUGGAGAGAGGAAGCGCAAAUCUGUUCGGGGUUGCAUUGUGUAUGCCAAUCUCAGUGUUCUCAAUUUGGUUAUUGUGAAAAAAGGGGAGAAGGAUAUUUCUGGAGUCACGGAUACUACUGUGCCUCGUCGCCUGGGGCCCAAAAGAGCCAGCAGAAUCCGAAAGCUUUUUAAUCUGUCAAAAGAAGACGAUGUCCGCCAGUAUGUUGUUAGAAAGCCCCUAAACAAAGAAGGUAAGAAACCUAGAACCAAAGCACCCAAGAUUCAGCGUCUUGUUACUCCACGUGUCCUCCAACACAAAUGUCGGCGUAUUGCUUUGAAGAAACAGCGUACUAAGAAAAAUAAGGAAGAGGAUGCAGAAUAUGCUAAACCUUUGGCCAAGAGAAUGAAGGAGGCCAAAGAAAAACGCCAGGAACAGAUUGCCUAGAGACGGAGGCUGUCCUCUCUGAGAGCUUCUACCUCUAAGUCUGAGUCCAGUCAAAAAUGAGAUUUUCUCAGAGUGACAAAAUAAAUAAGAUCAGACAC